AUAGAAAAAUCAAGAAAGAUGUCUAAGCAACAACCAACUCAGUUUGUAAAUCCAGAAACUCCUGGCUAUGUUGGAUUUGCAAAUCUUCCCAAUCAAGUUCACCGAAAAUCAGUGAAAAAGGGGUUCGAGUUCACACUGAUGGUGGUUGGUGAAUCUGGUCUAGGAAAAUCAACUCUCAUAAACAGCUUAUUCCUGACUGAUCUCUACCCAGAAAGAAUUAUACCAGGAGCAGCAGAGAAAAUUGAAAGAACUGUCCAAAUUGAGGCUUCAACUGUUGAGAUUGAAGAGCGGGGCGUCAAGCUUCGGCUUACAGUAGUGGACACACCUGGCUAUGGGGAUGCCAUCAACUGCAGGGAUUGUUUUAAGACAAUCAUCUCCUACAUUGAUGAGCAGUUUGAACGCUACCUGCAUGACGAGAGUGGUCUGAACAGGCGGCACAUCAUUGACAACAGGGUACAUUGUUGCUUCUACUUCAUCUCACCGUUUGGACAUGGAUUGAAGCCCUUAGACGUUGCAUUUAUGAAAGCCAUACACAAUAAGGUGAAUAUUGUGCCUGUCAUUGCGAAAGCGGACACACUCACUCUGAAGGAGCGUGAGCGGCUAAAGAAAAGGAUUUUGGAUGAAAUUGAAGAGCAUAACAUCAAAAUCUACCAUUUACCAGAUGCAGAAUCAGAUGAAGAUGAAGAUUUUAAGGAACAGACUAGACUCCUCAAGGCCAGUAUCCCAUUCUCUGUGGUUGGCUCCAACCAGUUGAUUGAAGCCAAAGGCAAGAAGGUUAGAGGUCGUCUCUACCCGUGGGGUGUUGUGGAGGUGGAGAACCCAGAACACAAUGACUUCCUGAAGCUGAGAACAAUGCUCAUCACCCACAUGCAGGACCUACAGGAAGUGACCCAAGACCUUCACUAUGAAAACUUCCGUUCUGAAAGGCUGAAGAGAGGUGGCAGGAAAGUAGAGAAUGAGGACAUGAAUAAAGACCAGAUCUUGCUUGAAAAGGAGGCUGAGCUUCGCCGCAUGCAGGAGAUGAUUGCAAGGAUGCAAGCCCAGAUGCAGAUGCAGAUGCAGGGUGGGGACAGUGACAGCGGGACACUCGGGCACCAUAUGUGAGAAAACACUGUUGGAUAAAAAGAAAAGUAUUCCUGAUAAGUGCUGCAGCAUCACGUUUUUUAAUACUCUUGAAAGCGUGCCAUCCGAAUUUAAGUCCCUGUGUCUGAGGAUUUCAGUUGGUUUUUUGGUUUUUUACUUUUGAUGGUUUUGAUUUUUGGUUCUUUUUCCCCCUCUGGUAUGAAGUACAUUUAACAUUUAUAUUUCAUUGCUAUGUUACACUUUAUGUUGCGUGAAGUAAACCCUGAUUUUCUUCUUCCUUAACCACUAAUGUUAGAAUUUAUUUCUAAGAAUCAGUCAACCUGUCUACUGGUAAUAGUGAAUUUCUUUGAUUGAGCUGGCCUGACUAAUCAUUGACAAGUACUCUUGAUUUAUGUCUAGACAUUUUUGUUUGCUCAGAAUAUCCCUGUGUGGUGGACAUGAUGUGCCUGUGACAGAGGUGGCUGUGCAUACUUGGUGGCAGAAUAUUUGCUUAAUAGAAUGAAGUCACACUGUUAACUUUAUAUUUGUGCAGAACACCUAAAACUGCUUUUGCUGCUGUAGUUAAUACGGUUAAUUCAUCUGCACAUUUAUCUGUUAACCAGGCAGAACAGAGGGUUAUCUAAUGAGAGAAUGUUUAUACUUCAAUAGCUUUUAAAAAGCAGGAUUUCAGGGUUGAAUUUUAAGAGCUCUGGAUUCUAGUGCCAGAUCCUUUUCAAACCUCUGUAGAGAACUCACUACAAGGACGUUUUAUACUGUGGAUGCUGAUUAUGCUACGCCUUGGAGAAAACCAAAGCAGCUAUGAGCUCCAGCUUCUUAUUGUAACAAGACUCUACACAGUAAGAGUCAAUAAACUUUUUACUCAACUAAGAAGGCAAUACUUUUUUAAAGAAACCAAAUGUUUAUAUUUUAUACUGCACUUUAAUGUACUUUGUAUAACUAGGUGCAAAAGAUCAGCCAUGGCAGUGGAAAUCAUAGUCCUUAGCUGGCAUGGAUCUGAACCCAGGCUUGUGAUUGGGAGGUGCUCUUGCACAAAAGCCACUUGAAGCCCCAAUGCCUGCCAGGUUUUCCUCUAACUCUUCCCUUUUUCAGUGAUUUUCUACUGAGAGGAAAAUAACCGUUUUUCCAUUUGCAGACUGUCUCAUCUGUUUUCAGUCAUUGUCAUUUUCCUCAGUUUGUGUAGUAUAAAAUGUCUUCAUGGCAGGAAUGAAAGGCAAUUCAGAUCUGUGCCGCAAACAGAUGAGCAAAGCCGUGCCUGGUUUAUAGUCUGGCACUCUGGCCUGCCUUCUCUUGCCAUGUCUUCUAAUGUCAGAAAGGGGCGAGUGAAGGAGACUGGUAUGGGGGAAGCAAAGCAGAGUGCUAGUUCUGUGCUUUCAUUUGGCUUCGGAAGAAAGUGCUUGGUUGAGGCAGGGAUUUGUGUUUAAUUCAGGCCAAAAGUCAGUAGUAGUACUAGUAAAAUGAGAUGUAAGAGUUGUUAGUUACAAAUUACAGGAAAUAAUAUGCUCAUUUUGCCUCUUUAUUAUUGCAUCACUGUGAAUGGCCAGGGGUUCAUUGUUAAAGUUCUUUAGAGUACACCCAUACAAUUCUUUGUUUGGGUUAUUUUGUCAUUAAUUUGAUUGGAGAAUUUUUUUUUUUUUUUUAAAGAAAAAAAAACAUUUCCAAGUAUUCAGUGGGAGCCCCGUGUUUGUGAGUUAAGAUUGCCAUUUAGGGCCAGCUGACAUCUAAGGAUGGCCACAAUUCUAAAUCCCCUUUCAGUUUUUCCACCCAAAUCUAAAUAUAUACUUUUGCUAAUAAGUAAAUGCUCUCUAAGAAAUAACUUGUACCUGUAGAAAUGUAUUUUGAAAACACAUUUUACACAUCAACUUUGUAGCCAUUUAAACUAACCCUUUUUCAAUAAAGCACUAUUGUUUAGAUAUUAAA
Molecule: messenger RNA, 3000 nt
Organism: Cricetulus griseus (Chinese hamster)
Lineage: Eukaryota; Metazoa; Chordata; Mammalia; Rodentia; Cricetidae
Source: RefSeq, a predicted model, not a curated record